UUAAUUAUGCCUAAGAAACAUCAAGCAUCCCUCCCCCCAAAAUCAAUAAACGGAAACUAGUAACCAACCACCGUUACCAUGACCAAUAUGGAUAAAGCUAUGGACGAAGGAGAGGAAGACCAUGACUAUCUCAAUGGCAAUGGCCACUCCCAUCAUCACAACUCCAACACCGCUUCCCAAAUCCAACAACACUUCUCCCACCAUCUCCAAGGCAUCGCCCGCAUCAACAACGGCAGCUUUGGUUGUUGCCCUCACUCCGUCUUGGCUGCCCACCGCCAAUGGCAUCUUCGCUUCCUCUGCCAACCCGACAAGUUCUACUCCGACGUCCUCCCCGACGCCCUCCUCCACUCCCGCUCCCUCCUCAAGUCCCUCAUCAACGCUGACCACCUCCAUCAGGUUUCCCUCAUCGACAACGCCACCACUGCUGCCGCUAUCGUCCUCCGCCACAUCUCCACCUCCCUCUCCCGCAAUGACACCGUCGUCAUGUUCAACUGCGCCUUCCAGGCUGUCAAGAAAUCCAUCCAAGCCUACGUCGCCACCGCCGGCGCCUCCGUCGUUGAGAUCCCGCUUCCCUUUCCUGUUCGUUCCCCCCAAGAAAUCGUUGCCCGGUUCAGGAAGGGUUUACAGAGAGGAAAAGCCAACGGUAGCAAGAUUAGGUUAGCCAUAAUUGAUCAUAUUACUUCCAUGCCCUCUGUCCUUAUUCCCGUUGGGGAAUUAGUUCGCAUAUGCAGGGAGGAGGGUGUCGACCAGGUCUUUGUCGAUGCAGCUCACGCCUUGGGUACUGUCCCCGUCGAUGUAAAAGAGAUUGGGGCCGAUUUCUAUGUGACAAACUUACAUAAAUGGUUCUUUUGUCCACCUUCUGUUGCCGUGUUUUAUAGCCGGAAUGAGUUGCCCAUUGAGACUUCUUGGAUUGGGACUCGGGACUAUAGCUCACAGCUCCUUGUGCCUUCGGUUAUGGAGUUUGUGAGCACCUUCGAAGGUGGGUUAGAGGGGAUUAUGAAGAGGAACCAUGAGAGGGUUGUUCAAAUGGGACAGAUGUUGGUAGAGUCAUGGGGCACCAUUCUUGGCUCGCCGCCUCAUAUGUGUGCCAGUAUGAUUAUGGUUGGCUUGCCUUCCCAAUUGGGUAUUUCCAGUGAGGACAAUGGGUCGAAGUUGAGGUCGCAUUUGCGGACCUGUUAUGGUGUAGAAGUUCCUAUUCAUUACCAGGCUCCAGAAGAUGAUGCUGCAACUGAAACUAGGGAUAAUAAGAAUGGGCUAAUCAGUGGUUAUGCUCGGAUAUCUCACCAAGUUUAUAACACGGUUGAGGAUUAUCACAAGUUCAGAGACGCCAUCAAUCAACUUGUUCAGGACGGAAAAGUUUGCAAAAUGCUAUGAUGGAAAUGGAAUAAAAAAGAAAAGGCACAACCAUUUGACAGAGUAGUUAAAUGAAGGAAAUCUACUUUGAUUGAUCAUUGCAUGGUCAUACUCUGCUGAAACGCUAAAGAAACCGAUUUGUUUUUAAAUUAGUUAACAUCUGGAGAGAGAAACGAGUCAAAUCGAGACCUUGAUGUGUUCUGCUGUAGUUGGUUAUUUAUACAAUUUGUGUGAAGAGAAUGAGUAGCUUAUUACCAUGGUCUCUAGUGGGAAAUCCUUAUGGGAAAAGAACGUGUCAACAAAAGUAGAGUAGGAGAGUAGGAUAGGAUGGUAGUAAGUUGAUGUAAUUGAAAGGCUUGAUGGGCUGAUAGUUGCUAGAAAAGCGUUGUUAAGUAUAAAUUUAUUUGUAUAUAAUUCACAUUCUGUAAAUGUAAUCAAGUGCUCCAAUGCCUGCUUACUUUUAGCAGCUUAGUCACUUAGCACAAA
Messenger RNA from Cannabis sativa, 1839 nucleotides. RefSeq names its product L-cysteine desulfhydrase-like. NCBI's taxonomy places the organism in Eukaryota, Viridiplantae, Streptophyta, Magnoliopsida, Rosales, Cannabaceae. The record is from RefSeq and is a predicted model, not a curated record. The transcript has 2 exons. The coding region runs from base 79 to 1374 and encodes 431 amino acids.